Molecule: messenger RNA, 8290 nt
Organism: Mercenaria mercenaria
Lineage: Eukaryota; Metazoa; Mollusca; Bivalvia; Venerida; Veneridae
Product: proteoglycan 4-like
Biological process (GO): negative regulation of protein sumoylation
Molecular function (GO): calcium ion binding
Source: RefSeq, a predicted model, not a curated record
UAAACAUAUACUACCAAACUUCAAUGUGUGAUCAGAUCUAGCCUCCAGAGCUACACAAGAUCUGAAAAGUUGGAAAAAAAAUCGUAACAAAAUAUCAGUUUUAAAAGUUAGAAUCUGCUUUACUCCUGACAGUAAUUCUAGAUAUUUGGGAAAUUAUAAACCAACGGAAAAUAUUUCUUGUAGCGUCCUUCCCUAGUUUAAAUCCUUGGUGUUCUUGUUAUAACUUUCGUCAUCUAACAAAACAUUAUGAAAUGAAUUGUAACUGGAAAAGAAAAAGGAAACGGGAUUUUGAAAUAAUCUUUCUCCGUAAAUCGGGUUUUUGAGUGGUAUUAGAGUUUUUGAGAAUUCAUCCGGUUUUAAGUCGACAUAUUUAUUCAGUUUUGUCAUGUACGAGCAGUUCGUAGCGCUAAGAGCACAAAAAUGAUAUCAAUAUUUUUCUGGUGUGUUUUUACGGGAAUAAUCGGUAUAAGUGAGUAUAUUGUUUCAGAAACUGUUUUUCGUUUUACAUUUUCCAGUUGCUCUGUCUGGUCAUUUUAAAUGACUGCCAAAGGUCUGAGAUAAUCAUGAUUAUGAAAUUUAAAGAAAUUCAGACGUUGCUAGUUUUCUGAAGAAAAUUUAAUUUGUUUCAAGCUCGACAAUGGAAUCGAAUUCCUUUGCUUUUUUAAAAGAAAAAAUACAGCAAUAUUUUACCAUUAACUAUAGAAAAAGAAGAUGUAAUGAGCUGCACACUUUUUACGCAAAUGGCGAAAAAUCGUUUUAGCCUCUUCCUAUUUGAUUGUGACGUUCUCGUUUUUACGAUGAUUUUUUUUCUAGGAAAUAAUUGUUGGCGGGCGAAAUGUCUGAGUAGUGUGUAAAAACUGGCCCAUAGAUUUUUUUAAAAAAACUAAAGUUAUCAUAUAUAAAUUUAUGUUACUGUAAAAUGAGCGAGAUUUUUCAACCAAGUUCACACUGUCUGUUUGUAGGAUUUACUUGCAGCAUUUAUUGAACGACUUGUUGCAUUUUUAAUUGGUUUCAAAUACAAUUUUCCCCGGAAUCUGGAGUUGUUAGUUCGAGCCCGACUAGCUACAGCGUUCCGUGAAGUGGGAAAAUUGCCCCUUCUUUACGGAGAAUGCCUACUGGUUAGAAACUAUAAAGACAGGUUGUGUAAGCAGGCCGCCGUGACAUAAUUUAAGGUUGUUGAGAAACGGCAUAAACCCAACACAAAUAUUGGUUAUCAACUUAUUUUUUUUAUGUCUGUACACUUUCAUGUGACUUUUAAUUUCAAUUCGUUUAUAAUGUGCAUAUUUCGACCAACUUGAAAGUCAGCAUUAUACGGGAAUAAUUAUUGCUUGUUUUGGGGUUUUACGCCAGUUUUCGUCAACAAUUUACUACUGUCCCAUUGAAAAAAUAUUAGGCACACUAGAGUGAAUGUAGCGGACACCAAACCUAUGACCGCUCGACUGAGGGGCGAACGCUCUAACCAGUAUGUCAUUCGGUCCGGUAUGAAGGGUGGGGAUAUUUUUUGACUACAUAAACUCCACAAGAGACUAUUUUCUGAAAUUUUUAAAGCGGGAAUUCUAAAAUCUGAAUUGCAUAUAUUUAAUCCCCCGCCACAAGUGGUGGGGGUUAUAGGAAUGGUCUCCGUCCGUCCUUCCGUUACAUUUUGUGUCCGCUCUGUAUCUCCUAAACUCCUUGAAGGAUUUUCAUGAAACUUGGGUCAAAUGAUCACCUCUUCAAGACGAUGUGCAGAACCCAUGUGUCAGCCAUGUCGGCUAAAGGUCAAGGUCACAACUCAAGGUCAAAAGUUUGAGCCUUCCAUUUUGUGACCGCUCUGUAUCUCUUAAACCUCUUGAAGGAUAAUUAUGAAACUUGGAUUAAAUGAUCACCUCACCAAGAGGGUGUGCAGAAUCCGUGAGUCAACCAUGCCGGCUCAAGGUCAAUGUCACAACUGAGGGUCAAAGGUUUGAGCCUUCCAUUUUGUGUCCACUCUGUAUCUCCUAAACCCCUUGAAGGGUUUUCAUCAAACUUUGGUCAAAUGAUCACCUCAUCAAAAGCUCAUGAGUCAGCCACGUCAACUCAAGGUCAAGGUCACAGCUCAAGGUCAAAGGUUUUAGCUCUGUAUUUCCUAAACACCUUGGAGGAUUUUCAUAAAACUUGGGUCAAAUGAUCACUUUAUCAAGACGUUAUGCAGAAUUCAUGAGUCAGCCAUAUCAGUUCAAGGUCAAGGUCACAGCUAAAGGUCAAAAGUUUACUUUUUCACUAUCCAUAACAGUGGCGGGGAAUUUAGCUGUCUUUCAGACUGUCUUGUUGUUACUCAUGCCAUUUAAAAAAAAGAUGAAAAUUAACAUUGUGGGAAUGGCUGUAUAUGAAGUCUUGAGAUAAUUUGUAGCCCGACCUAACUGUGUGCGUGUGCGUGUGCGUGUGCGUGUGUUAAAAAGAUAUGCUUGUUUUAUUUUAUGUAUAACAAAGAGCCUUCAAAUAUGAUAAAAAUAAAAAAAAAAGAAGUUAAUAAUCAAUACGGAAGCUAAUCGUUAUGUCUAGAUCUACCCUUCCCGAUUCUCAUACAUGUAUUAGUUUUUAGCUCACCUGUCACAGAGUGACAAGGUGAGCUUUUGUGAUCGCAUUUCGUCCGGCGUCCGUCGCCCGUCCAUCCGUCCGUCCGUCGUCCGUAAACUUUUACUUCAAACGACAUCUCCUCAUAAACCACUGGGCCAAUUUUAACCAAACUUCACAGGAAUGUUCCUUGGGUGAAGCUCUUCAAAAAAUAUUCAAUGAUUUGAUUCCAUGCAGAACUCUGGUUGCCAUGGCAACCCGAAAGCAAAAACUUUAAAAAUCUUCUUCUCAAAAACCAGAAGCCCUAGAGCUUAGAUAUUUGGUGUGAAGCAUUUCCUAGUGGACCUCUACCAAGUUUGUUCAAGUCAUGACCCCGGGGUCAAAACUGACCCCGCCCCAGGGGUCACUUGAUUUUACAUAGGAAAAUCUUAAAAAAUCUUCUCCUCAAAAACCAGAAGACCUAGAGCUUAGAUAUUUGGUGUGAAGCAUUGCCUAAUGGACCUCUACCAAGUUUGUUCAAAUCAUGACCCAAGGAUCAAAAUUGACCCUGCCCCAGGGGUCACUUGAUUUAACAUAGGAAAAUCUUCAAAAAAAUUCUAAAAAUAAACCAGAAGGCCUAGAUCUUAGAUAUUUGACAUGUAGCAUUGCUUAGUGGACCUCUACAAAAUUUGUUCAAAUCGUGACCCCCGGGGUCAAAAUUGACCCCGCCCCAGGGGUCACUUGAUUUUACAUAGGAAAAUCUUCAAAAAUUUUCUAAAAAUAAACCAGAAGGCCUAGAGCUUAGAUAUUUGACAUGUAGCAUUGCGUAGUGGACCUCUACAAAAUUUGUUCAAAUCAUGACCCCUGGGAUCAAGAUAGACCCCGUCCCAGGGGUCACUUGAUUUUACAUAGGAAAAUCUUCCAUAAAUUUCUAAAAAUAAACCAGAAGGCCUAGAUCUUAGAUAUUUGACAUGUAGCAUUGCCUAGUAGACUUCUACAAAAUUUAUUCAAAUCAUGACCCCGCCCCAUGGGGUUACUUGAUUGUAGAUAGAAAAAUCUUCCAAAUUUUCUAAAAAUAAACCAGAAAGCCUAGAUCUUUAAUAUUUGACAUGUAGCAUUGCCUAGUGGACCUCUACAAAAUUUGUUCAAAUCUUGUUAAAAUGUAUUUGCCUAUGUGCUCUAUGUCAAAACUUGAUCAUAUCAUUUUGAGCAAUGGUACUCAGGUGAGCGAUACAGGGCCAUCAUGGCCCUCUUGUUUUACUUAUAGAAGGCUCCGUAUAUCUGGGGCAGAUUCUUUUGAAUUCCAGUACCUGUAUGUUCAAUACUACAAAGAAAUGUGUUGUGACUGUGUAGUUGAAAAGUAAAUUAUGUUUUUAAAAUUCAUAAGUGUUUGCCCUUUGAUUGUCUGUUGUUUUAAAGGUAUCAUUAAAGAUAUGAAAAACGUUAUAACCAAAAUUGGACAAUGUUGUGAAUGUUUGAAGGUCAAGGUGAAAUGUUUACUUUUCAAUUCGAAUGAUUUUUAACGAGGAGUAAUGUGUUUAAGUUCGAGCGCAUUUGAAGAGCACCAACACGACAAAUUAGCUCGCUAAAAUGACAACUAGCGCGCCAAAACGACAAACUAGCGCGCAAAUAUGACAAAAACCGUAUUUUUCGUAUCGUCGCGGUACUUUGCCGUGUUGGGGCAUUGGCGUGGUAUCAAAGUACGAUAGAUCUGCUAAUAUUAUGAUCAAAUUAUACUGUUUAGUAUCUGUUUAAAAUCUCUUUAUGCUACUACAGAGUAGGGAAGAAUUAGUGGUAACCAAAAAUCAUUUCGUCAACGGAAAAUAACACUCUUUGUUUUACAUUACCCUCGACACAAGCACAUGUGGUUUAAAAUUCAUGAAAAAACUAAUAGUUUCCAAGAGAUAAAUGCGUCCACCUUUUCAGUGCAUUUGCGCAUUAAUAUUUACGAUAAAUCCUUGUUUACAUUUCAUACGCACACAAACCUGUAUCAUAUUUAAUUACUUCAAAUUUAUGUAUUCAUUCACUGGUACGUACUAUCUAAAAUACAAUGAUGUCGAGUAAAUGUGUCUUGUUUUAUCCAAUUAUUGGAAUCUGUGUAAUAGGUCUGACUUCACUGACAAAGGUAACCGAGUCAACACUAAUAACAGAUGCAUCAGCGACUGACAAACCUACCGAGCUAGCACCAGUCACAGAUGCAUCAAUGACUGACAAACCUACCGAGCUAACACCAGUCGCAGAUGCACCAACGACUGGCAAACCUACCGAGCUAGCACCAGUCACAGAUGCAUCAACGACUGACAAACCUACCGAGUCAGCAACAGCCACAGAUGCAACAACGACUGACAAACCUACCGAGCCAGCAACAGUCACAGAUGCAUCAACGACUGACAAACCUACCGAGCUAGUACCAGUCACAGAUGCAUCAGCGACUGACAAACCUACCGAGUCAGCAACAGUCACAGAUGCAUCAGCGACUGACAAACCUACCGAGCCAGCAACAGUCACAGAUGCAUCAGCGACUGACAAACCUACCGAGCCAGCAACAGUCACAGAUGCAUCAACGACUGACAAACCUACCGAGGCAGCAACAGUCACAGAUGCAUCAACGACUGACAAACCUACCGAGCUAGCACCAGCAGAUGCAUCAACACUGCAAACCUACCGAGCAGCACCAGUCACAGAUGCAUCAACGACUGACAACCUACGAGUCGCACAGCCCGAUGCACCAACGACUGGCAAACCUACCGAGCUAGCACCAGUCACAGAUGCAUCAACGACUGACAACCCUACCGAGUCAGCAACAGCCACAGAUGCAUCAACGACUGACAAACCUACCGAGCCAGCAACAGUCACAGAUGCAUCAACGACUGACAAACCUACCGAGCUAGUACCAGUCACAGAUGCAUCAACGACUGACAAACCUACCGAGUCAGCAACAGUCACAGAUGCAUCAGCGACUGACAAACCUACCGAGCCAGUAACAGUCACAGAUGCAUCAGCGACUGACAAACCUACCGAGCUAGCCCCAGUCACAGAUGCAUCAAUGACUGACAAACCUACCGAGCUAACACCAGUCGCAGAUGCACCAACGACUGGCAAACCUACCGAGCUAGCACCAGUCACAGAUGCAUCAACGACUGACAAACCUACCGAGCCAGCAACAGCCACAGAUGCACCAACGACUGACAAACCUACCGAGCCAGCAUCAAUCAAAGAUGCAUCAACGACUGACAAACCUUCCGAGUCAGCACCAGUCGCAGAUGUAUCAACGACUGACAAACCUACCGAGCCAGCAACAGUCACAGAUGCAUCAACGACUGACAAACCUACCGAGGCAGCAACAGUCACAGAUGCAUCAACGACUGACAACCCUACCGAGUCAGCAACAGCCACAGAUGCAUCAACGACUGACAAACCUACCGAGCUAGUACCAGUCACAGAUGCAUCAACGACUGACAAACCUACCGAGUCAGCAACAGUCACAGAUGCAUCAGCGAUUGACAAACCUACCGAGCCAGCACCAGUCGCAGAUGCAUCAGCGACUGACAAACCUACCGAGUCAGCAACAGUCACAGAUGCAUCAACGAAUGACAAACCUACCGACCCAGCAAUAGUCACAGAUGUGGCAACGACUGACAAACCUACCGAGCCAGCACCAGUCGCAGAUGCAUCAGCGACUGACAAACCUACCGAGUCAGCAACAGUCACAGAUGCAUCAGCGACUGACAAACCUACCGAGUCAGCAACAGUCACAGAUGCAUCAACGACUGACAAACCUACCGAGCCAGCAACAGUCACAGAUGCGGCAACGACUGACAAACCUACCGAGGCAGCAACAGUCACAGAUGCAUCAACGACUGACACACCUACCGAGCCAGCAUCAAUCAAAGAUGCAUCAACGACUGAAAAACCUGCCGAGCUAGCAUCAAUCACAGAUACAACAACGACUAAGAAACUUACCGAGCUAGCACCAGUCGCAGAUGCAUCAACGACUGACAGGCGCACCGAGGCAGCAUCAGUCAAAGAUGCAUCAGCGACUGACAAACCUACCGAGCCAGCAUCAAUCACAGAUACAUCAACGACUAAGAAACUUACCGAGCUAGCACCAGCCACAGAUGCAUCAACGACUGACAAGCGUACCGACCCAGCAUCAAUCACAGAUGCAUCAAUGACUGACAGGCGCACCGAACCAGUACAAAUUAUAAAUGCACCAAUGACUGACAAACCUACCGACCCAACACCAAUCACAGAUGCAUCAAUGACUGACAAGCCUACAAAUUCAAAAUUAAUCAUGAAUACAAAAAUGGGUAAGAAGUCUACUGGGACAUUAACAGUCUCAAAUACAGCAAUGGUUACUGAAUCUAUUAAGUUUACUGCAGCAAUGGUUGCGAAGUUCCCCGAGCCAACAUUAGAUCUACAUCAUAAAAUGGCUGGGAUGUCUACCAAGUCAACACUCACCACUAAUCCACCAAUAACUGAUGAGGUUCGCAAGUCAACACACACCACUAAUCCACCAAUAACUGACGAGGUUCGCAAGCCAGCACACACGACUAAUCUACCAAUAACUGACGAGGUUCGCAAGUCAACACACACCACUAGUCCAUCAAUAACUGACGAGGUUCGCAAGUCAACACACACCACUAAUCCAGCAAUAACUGACGAGGUUCGCAAGUCAACUCCAAGUACAACUUCAACAUUGGUUGAGAUAUUUACAAAGCGCUUACAAAUAACAAUUUUUUCGAAUACAGAGAUUUCUGGAAACACAGACAGGCUCACAACUUCAUCAGUUACAGGCACAUACAAUGGACGUGAUGAAACACUCCGUGAAGAUCAGAAUAUUUCUGCAGAACAUAAUACUAACACUUCUUCCUGUUUAGAAAUGAACAUCUUACCUCUAGUUGUUAUGGUUUUUGUGGUGACUUACUGUAUGUAAAACUUAACUUAUAAGAUGGUCCGCCUGUCACUCGGCAGUUUUCGUGUGUUUACGUAUUCGCUUAAGGUACUUCGACAAUCAUCGGACGUAAAGGUAGCUCGACGUGCAAAUGGCUUUUCGUAAAAACGAAGAAUGCCGAACACACGUACGGACAAAACAUAAUUUGCCAAUUGUCAUUUGGACUGAUUACACCACACAGGAAGAGAACUACUCAGUGUUACAUGUGAAAUGUAGUUAAAUGCUGUUGAUGACAUCCGGUUUUAUGAGUCAUAUGAGGAUGUGACAGUUAUAUUUUUGGCUUAGUUUAAUUGCUUAUUGUAUUGAGAAAACUUCUAGACCAUUAUCACUGUGAAUUUCAAAGAAUAAGUUCUUCGAGAAAAUGUCUACAUACGCGUAAUUGCUAAACAAUUUUUAUGGGAACAUUUUUAGAGGGUGAUGUUUCUAAGAACAAAUCAUUUUUCUAAUAUGUAACAUAACAUGUCAAUAUUUUCUAUUUUUGAUAAGAAGACCGACAUGUCAUACUAAAUGACCAUAUAUGGUUUUCAUAUCACUGAAAUGCUCUAAAAUACUGAAAAUGACGUCUGAUUAUUUUAUUGUUUAAAUGAAAUAGAGAAAGAACUGAAUUUGUAGAAUGUAACCUCAUUACGGGUCCGCAAUCUGAUCACCUCGGCCUUUAUGCUAUGCUAUGUAUUACACGGAGAAUAUGGAAAUACUCGUGUUUCACGAUUGUACGGGUUCGCUAUUUUAGAUUAAAAAAACUUUCCUACUUUCUGUGCACGAUGUUUCCUUGUAACAAGUCAAGAUUAAGCGAAUGAGCUAAAAUAAAGAUGAUUAUUUCUUCAA